AUGUCUUACCCGAACGAAAAAGAAGCCGAGCAUAUGGAGCGAGUCUCUACUAUCGAGAACGACUCGGCGUUGCAUGACAAGGGCGCCGCCGCCGAAGCCCACGCAAUCGCGACUACCUGGGUAGACGGCACCACGCAAGAGAAGAGGUUGGUCCGCAAGCUCGACUGGCGUAUCCUCCCUUGCACGUGGGUUUUGUAUCUCCUUGGGUUUCUCGAUCGAGCCAACAUUGGAAACGCCAAAACAGGCGGCCUGGAGGAGGACUUCGGUUUGACUUCGUCUCAAUACUCCAUCAUCGUGCUCGUGUUCUUCAUCUCAUACCUCAUCUUUGAGGUCCCCGCCAACAUGAUUCUGACUCGCGUGCGGCCGAGCGUGUUCCUUCCUGGACUGGGUUUGAUCUGGGGUACAUUCGCUGCGCUCAUGGGCGCAACGCAAAAUUGGAGCCAGUUAGCCGGAAUGCGGUUCCUCCUUGGGUUUGCUGAGGCUGGCUUCGCGCCGGGUUGCGCAUUCUUCCUUUCAUCAUGGUACCGGCGAUACGAACUCGCGACGCGAUAUGCCCUGCUGUACACCUCGGUGCCGCUCGCUGGUGCCAUAUCAGGUCUCCUUGCCGGCGUGAUCACCGACCAUAUGGAGGGAGUGUCUGGUUUGCCUGGCUGGAGGUGGCUUUUUAUCCUAGAAGGCCUUGGCUCAAUCGUCGCAUCCGUUAUCAUCUACUUCCUCAUGCCAAACUACCCUUCAAAUAGCACUCGAUUCCUGUCAGAAGAGGAAAGCCUUCUCGCCUGUAACAGACUGGCAGUCGACGGCAUUGCUUUGACGCAAGGAUCCGGUGCUGAGAAAAUCCCACAUUGGGUCGCGUUCAAGAUGACAUGUCGGGACUGGAGGGUGUGGGCGCAAUGUCUUCUCUUUGUCCUAGUGACGGGAUCUCAAACGAUGCAGUACUUCAUCCCAACGCUUGUAGAAAGCUUUGGAUGGACAGGUCCUUCUGGUCAAUAUCACACAAUCCCCGCGUACAUGGCCGCCCUUGUAUACGUCGUCACAAGUUGCUACCUAGCAGAUCGAUACAAACGCAAAUGGCAAUUCAUCUGCGGUCUUUCAGGGCUAGGCUGCGUUCUUUUCAUUGCUGUGGCCACAAUCAACCCGGACUCUCACAAUGACAGAAUAGCUCAAUACGUGCUCACAAUCUUUGCCUUCGGCACAAUCUAUGGCUGUUCGCCGCUCGUCAAGACCUGGGUUUCAGAUGUCAUUCCGCAACCGGCUGCAAAGCGAGCAGUAGCCAUUGCUCUCAUCAACGCAAUUGGGAAUGCCUCUUCCAUUUAUAGUACCUGGCUAUGGCCAGACAAGGAUGCGCCGAGGUACAUUCCCGGUUUUGCGACGACGACAUGCUGGCUCGGUGUUCUUUGCGUGUGCACGGCGGUAUUUGCGUGGUUCUUUGACAAGUAUCCGGUUCAAAGAGCCGAUCAUGCGACUGUGAUGGCAGGGGAAUUGCAAGCUAGAAGAGAGGAGCAAGAUGAUGGCGUAAAGGUUUAG
Molecule: messenger RNA, 1524 nt
Organism: Aspergillus mulundensis
Lineage: Eukaryota; Fungi; Ascomycota; Eurotiomycetes; Eurotiales; Aspergillaceae
Exons: 5
Coding region: 1-1524 (507 amino acids)
Biological process (GO): transmembrane transport
Cellular component (GO): membrane
Molecular function (GO): transmembrane transporter activity
Source: RefSeq, a predicted model, not a curated record